CAUCCGCUUGGCGCAAUGUGUGCAGUAUAUAUACUUCAUUAAACAGGGCGCCAUCAACUCUACCGAAGCUUGAUGAGUACACCGACUUCAUCAAUCAUGUGGCCCGGGCUGAAGCUGUCAGUCUCUUGAUAACCUUCGAAAUGCCACUCAAAGUCAACAUCAACAACCUUACGUAGGUUAACCAAGGCCGGGAAAACUAUGGAGGGCGGAGGGCAGAAAACGAGCCUGGACAGCACCAGCACACCGAAUUCGCCGUCUCAGUUGUUGCUGGAAGCUGCGGCGGCAUCCCAGCAGCUACUAGGCGUUUUUGAAGCGAUCGAUGGGUCGCCAGUCUGCUUAAAUGACGCAGCAAAACCAUACUUUCCCACCCUGCGCGAGGAGCCGGCUCCUGGCAACGACCAUACACAGCCAUGUAGCGCUGGUUUGCGUGACUACUUCGUCUUAGAUCCGGCGUUGUGGGACGAGGUGCAGGCUGCAGUCGCCAACGGCAAGGCCUCCUACUCGGCGCUGGUGCGUGUGCCGCGCCCCUCCCCCUCCUGGCGGCAGCAUCAUGUAAGGGGCGGGGGGCUGCCCGAAGGCGGCGCGGCGGCGGCGCCCGGCAGCGGCGGCCACCGCCGCCGCCACAUCACCAGCGGUGGCGGCGGCGGCAGCGGCGCAGAUGAGGGCAGCACAAGCGGCGGCAGCAGCAGCGCGGCGCUCGGUGCAGCAGGAGCACCGAGCUCCAGGACGCCGGCUGCCGCAGCCGCAGCCGCCGCCACCGCCGACAGUGCCGCUUCCCGCUGCGGUGCUUACGGCGGCAGCGGCGGCAGCGACACAGCGCCCACAUUGCCACCUGCUGUGGCUGAGGACGAGGCGGCGGCAGCCGCCGCGAAUGGCGAGCAGGCGGCGGAUGGCGAGCAGGCGGCGAAUGGCGAGCAGGCGGCGGAUGGUGGCGGCGGCGAGGGCGGCGCGGAGGGUUGCGACGACGGCGACGACGGUGCCGCUGCAGCGCCCGCACACACGUCCAGCAGCAGGGCGGCCUACUGUGAUGACGCGGACCAGCUGCUGCUGCUGGAGACCCUGUCGCUCACCGUCAGCACCACCGCCGCCUGCACCACCGCUGUCGGCACCGCCGACACAUACGAAGGCCUGUUCGCCCUCAAUACUGGCGGCGGCACGGCGGCGGCGGCCGCCGCCAACGGCAGCUUCACCGGCGUCGUUGUCGGCGGCGGGGACAGCAGCAGUAGCCAGCGGCGUGCGGCAUCCGGGUCGUCAGGAGUGUUGGGGUCUGCUGCGGGCUCGCCGCGUGUGCUAGGGCCGGGGCUGCAUGCAGCCGCAGCAGCCGCCCCCGCCGUCAGCACCACCACCAACGCCACCAGUCGCCUUGCCGCAGCAAUAGAGGGCUACGUGCCUGUGCGGCCACGCGGCGGCGGCAGUAAUGGCGGGUGUACUGCAGGAGGCGGCGGCGGUGGCGGCGGCGGUGGCGGCGGCGGCAGCGGAGAGCUGGAGCUGCUGCCGGGGAUGCGGCAGCGCGGUGAGGUGUGCGGCGGCGGCCCGCCGAGCUCAGGAAGCCUGCUGGCAGCAGCGGGUGCCGCCGCCGGCGCCUGCGGCCCGCCAGCCUCCUCGCCGUUUCCGGCACCUCUCAUCCUCCACUACGGCGGCACUACCGGCCCUGCUGCUGAGCGCUCCGGCCAGUCGUCGUCCUCAGCCGCGCACGGCAGCCCCCCGCUGCUGAUGUUGCUGCAGCCGCUGCAGGCGCUGUCACACCCACACGCGCACUUGCCAAUCGGCGGCGGCGGCGGCGGCGGCGGCGCCAGCUCCUUGACCGGUGACCCUGCCGCCGCCGCCGCCGCCGCCGCCGCUGGCACCGCCGCAGCUGGCACCGCCGCUGCCUCUGCAUCCUCCGCCGCCGCCUUCUCCUCAUCCACACCCGCCUCCACACAACACGCGCACGUGCAAGGCGGCAUGGGCGGCAUGGGUUCCCAGCGUGUCGGCAGUAACCCGCCGAGCAGCAACAACAGCCAACAAGGGGGUGCGCCGCCGCGGCCGCGCCGCACGACCACGGUGCGUAGCCGCGGUGCCGGCGCGACCGGCUUCACGUCGCUAGAGUACAUCUCACCCGCCGACAUGCUCGCGCCCGGAACCGGGGCCGCCACCACUACCAGCGCUUUCGACGGCUCUUGCGGCAGCGCGCCCUACUCGGCCCCCAUGGUCAUAGCCGACGGGGCGCCAGCGGGAAGUGGCGGCAGCCGCAGCAACAGCGGCGGGGUGAUGCCAGCGGCGGCGGCGGCGGCAGGAGCGCAAAUGACUGAUGGGUGCGGUGGGUGCGGUGGAGGUGGAGGUGGCGUGCGGCCGCUUCCAUUCCCAGCGACGCAGCAGGGUCGGCACGAGCUGGCCGGCAGGCCAUUGCAGCUGCGCAGUCCCUCCACCUGGCCGGUCGGCGCCGUGCCGCCGCCCGCUUGCCGGCCCGCCUCGGACCCCAGCCUGCUACCCGGUGCCCUGGACGCCACCGCUCCUGCUGCUGCUGCUGCUGCUGCUGCCGCUGCUGAUUGCUGCGGCGCCGGCGGCUGCGUUGCGCCUGGUGGUUUGCCCGGUGGCGGUGGUGGCGGUGGUGGUGGUUUGUCGCCUGUCGCCUGUGGGGCGCUGCUCAGCGGCUCCCGCCUGCCGCGUGACCGUCUGGUGGGAGGAGCUGCAGCAGGGUCAGCAGCAACAACGGCAGUCGCAGCAGGCGGGACAGCAGCGGCAGCCGGCGCAAAAAAACCACCGUCAAUGCGCCACCACCACCGCCGCGGCGGCCACCGCAGCCACAGCCAUGGCCAGUUGGUGGUGGCGGCUGAUGAGGAGGAGGGGGAGGGGAAGGAGGCGGCCGUGCCCUUCGUGUGGCAUCAGGUGCAAAUUACCAUCAAGCGUGAGCGCCUCCCGCCGGCUGCUGCUGAUGACGACAACAGCGACGGGCUAGACGCUGGCGGCGGCGGCACUGGCGGCGGCAGCACUGGCGGCGGCGGCGCUGGCGGCGGCGGCGCUGGCGGCGGCGGCGCUGGCGGCGGCGGCGCUGGCGGCGGCGGCACUGGCGGCGGCAGCACUGGCGGCGGCGGCGCUGGCGGCGGCGGCGGGGGCUGCCGCGUGACGCUGCUGCUGAGCGCUGUGGACGUGAGCGGCUGGAAGGAGGCUCACCAGCGGCUGGAGGGGCUGCUGCAGCAGGAGCACAAACUGCUGGAGGCAAUGUUCCCACGGCAUGUGAUUGAGCACGUGGUCCGCGCCGCCGGCUCGACCGCGGGCAGGGGCUCGGGCGGCCCCCCGCACUCCCGCACCGCCUCCAGCUCCAACCUGGCCCUGCUCACUGCAACGGCGGCUGGCGGCGGCGGUGGUGGCGGUGGCGGCGGCGGCGGCGGCGGCGGCGGCAGUCGGAUGGGCUCCGGCGUCCUGGGCAGCGGCGCCGGCAGCGGCGGCAGCACUCUGGUCGCUUUCAAUUCCGGACUGGUCGUCAGUAACAGCAGCAGCCGCGGCGGCUCCUUCAUUGCCGCCGUGCCUGACGCCGGGGGUGCGGGCGGCGGCUCUGGCUCACCCUAUGCCUCGCCGUCAGGAGUGCCGCUGCCGUCGCUGCUCUCUCCGGCAGCGGCACCGCCGCUGGCCUGUGCGUCUGUGUCGCUGCUGCCGGACCACCCGGCCCUGGUGGCGGCGUCGGCGGCGGCGGUGGCGGCGGCAAACAGCCGGCAGCGGCGGCGGCGGACGUCCUCGGCGGGUGUGGGGGGCAGGCUGGCGGCAGGUGUUGUGGGCGGCAGCGGGGGCCUGCCACUCGCCACCGCGCACCGCAGCGUGACGGUCCUGUUCGCCGACAUCGUGGGCUUCACGUCCAUGUGUAAUGAGCUGGAGCCGAUUGCAGUGAUGGCGUUUCUGAACGGCCUGUUCACUCGCUUCGACUGCCUGUGCGACAUCUACGGCGUGUAUAAGGUGGAGACCAUCGGCGACUGCUUUAUGGCGGUGGGCGGUUUGAUAACCGUGGACGGCGAGGGCUUCAAAGCCGUGCGCGGCGACGGCAGUGAGGACGAGCUUCACGCGCUCAAGCCGCUGCGGCUGCGCGUGGGGCUGCACAGCGGCCCCGUCACCGCUGGCAUCGUGGGCGCCAAGAUGCCCCGCUUCUGCCUGUUCGGCGACACCGUCAACACCGCCAGCCGCAUGGAGUCCACGUGCGAGCCGGGCGCCGUGCACGUGAGCGCGGCCACGCAGGCGCUGCUGCCGCAGGAGGACUGGGCGCCCACAGGCGGCGUGCAGGUCAAGGGAAAGGGCGAAAUGCAGACCUAUGUCUGGCGGCCGCCGCCGCUGCCCGACUGCGCCGUCGCCGCGGCGGCGGCCGCCGCCGCCACCGGCGGCGCCGGCGGCGCGCUGCUCACGCCGCUGCUGCUGGCGGCGGCGGGCCGCGCCACCAGGUCUCCUCACGCCGGCGGCGGCGGGCCGCAGCUACAGGGCUUGUACGGCCAGCAGUGGCAGUGGCAACAGGGGCAGCAAGGGCAGCAGGGGCAGGGGCAGCAGGGGCGGGCGCCAUCGCAAGCGCUGUCGCCCUGGAGCUCGGGGCCCGCGGCGCUGCCCAGCAGCAGUCGCUCCGCCGACCCCGACGCCUCGGCGCUGUGGCAGCAGCUGGCGGCGGCGCUGCUGCUGGCGGAGAGCGUAUCGGCGCCGCCGCUGGCGGGAGGCGGCAGCGGCAGGGACAGCAGCAGCGGCAGCGGCGGGCGCGGGCGCGGCGAUGCCGCUGGCGACGUGGGUGGCGCCGGCCGCGACGACGCCGCUGGUGGCGGCGACGUUGGUGGUGGCGACGCUGGUGGUGGCGACGCUCCGCGCGUGGCCGCGCCGGCGGCGCAUGCAGCGGCAGCAAGCUUGGCGGUAACGGGGCCCCGGAGCGAGCCGUCGCCGCCGCAGCAGCCGCUGCCGCCGCCGCCGCCGCAGCAGCAGCAGGGCUCAAGGCCGCGCGGCCUGUCCACUCCGUCCGAGGGCCACUCGGGUCCUCCCGCAGCCGCCAAUGCCUACCUGCCCUGCGGCGGCGGCGGCGGCGGCGGUGGCAGCUCAUCAGCCCAUACCGGUGGGUGAGAACACCGAGUGGCAUGCAGCCGGAUGAGCAGGAGCAGGAAGGCACGAGGGAACGGAGGCAAGCUGCAACGGCAGUGUAUCUGCUGCCGGAAUGACCUCCAUGCUUGACUACCGGCGGCAGUCGUGGUGCCUUGAGCCGUCUGUCGUGUUGGGGGCUGUCAUUCAUCAGUAGUGUCGCGUGCGGGCUAGCUAGCCGGCCUUGCAACGCAGCGCGCUUUCUGUGACCCAGAAGUGUAUAAUUGCUUCUUCUGUGAUUGGAUGCACGACGCGUACAACGCACACGUUGAGCGGAUGGAAGAGUUUAUUAAUAUUAACUUGACAAAGUGCACAGCCCUGCGUUGAUGAUAACUGACCAUGGUAUGGACCUGUAUGGACUUGUUUAUCCACGAUCGUACUGUGGAAUUUUGUAUGGGACAUACCGCACUGGAAGCGUGGCUUCGCAGAUUUAUGUGCACUGCGCGGCCGCAGCCGUGUACCGGUCAAAGUGCUGGGUGAAUGCAUGCUGAAGUAACGCCGGAUCCCGUUUGUUCAAAAAGAUGAACAAACGGGAUCCGGCGUUCUUCCGCAUGCGCGUAUAUGUGUGUGCGCGCGCAUGCGUGCGUGUGUGCGUGUGUGUUUAUGGGCUACACGCCCAAGUAACCCAAGCCCAUUGGGGGGACAUGGGACUUUCGCGUGAAUGGCUCCGGGUCUGCAAAGCGAACGGGUCUUGUUGAAGAGCACACGGGGCGGCACAGGCUGCACGUGUAUGUGUGUGUGUGUGUGUGUGUGUG
Molecule: messenger RNA, 5831 nt
Organism: Chlamydomonas reinhardtii
Lineage: Eukaryota; Viridiplantae; Chlorophyta; Chlorophyceae; Chlamydomonadales; Chlamydomonadaceae
Exons: 11
Coding region: 199-5061 (1620 amino acids)
Biological process (GO): receptor guanylyl cyclase signaling pathway; intracellular signal transduction; cGMP biosynthetic process
Molecular function (GO): guanylate cyclase activity; peptide receptor activity
Source: RefSeq, a predicted model, not a curated record